This is a messenger RNA of Vairimorpha ceranae, 1722 nucleotides long. Its product is annotated as dna mismatch repair protein. Gene Ontology annotation, biological process: mismatch repair. Gene Ontology annotation, molecular function: mismatched DNA binding; ATP-dependent DNA damage sensor activity; ATP hydrolysis activity. Gene Ontology annotation, cellular component: MutLalpha complex. Bases 1 to 1722 code for a protein of 573 amino acids. Lineage: Eukaryota; Fungi; Microsporidia; Nosematidae. The transcript has a single exon. The record is from RefSeq and is a predicted model, not a curated record.
AUGCAUAAAAUAACAAAAUUACCUCCAGAAAUUCAAAAACGCAUUUGUGCAGGAGAAGUAAUUGUUAGUCCAUACAAUGUACUAAAAGAACUGAUAGAAAACUCUAUUGAUGCAGAAUCUACAUUUAUAUCAAUAAAUGUAAGUAAAGAUAAUUUAAAUAUUGAGGUGCACGAUAACGGCCAUGGAAUUGAGGAAGAAGAUUUUAAAAAUUUAGCACUUGCACAUCACACAUCUAAAUUUUCUAAUUCUACAAAUUAUGGUGAAAAUUUUUUCGGAUUUCGAGGGGAAGCAUUAUCUUCUAUUAGAUGUAUUUCACAUCUCACAAUUAAAUCAAAGGUAGAAAACAAGGAAUUAGGAUAUGAAAGGAACUUUACAGAAGAUUCUUUAAAACCAAUAUCAAUGAAUACUGGUACAUCAAUAUACAUAAAAUAUUUAUUUUACAAUAAUAAAAUUAGAGAGAAAUGUUUCCAUAAGAAAUUAUCUGUUUACAAAAGUAUGUCAGAACUAGCAAAUAUUUUUGCGAUAAAAAAUCCAAAUAUAAAGUUUCUAUUUAAUGAUAGUACAUGUUCUUAUAAUGAUGUAUCUAUUGGGAAAAUAAAUUAUAUAAGUGAUAUUAAUUACCUAGAUUUUAUUAAAACUAUAAAAUUUACUAGUGAAUUACAAUUUAAUGAUGAAAAUGAUCUAAUAACCAAAUCUAAGUCUAAGCAAAUAGGUACUAUUUACCAGAUAUCAUCAUUAAGAUACUACAGUAAUAAGUUUAUAACACUAAUUUUUACACCUACAAUGAUAAAUUUUAAAUCAUUCCAAUUUAUACUUUUUAUUAACAAUAGACUUGUUACAAGUCAAAGUAUAAAAUCCUUUAUUGGAAAAAUUUAUUCAAAUAUUUUACCAAAAGGACGAUAUCCAUUUAUUUAUUUAGAAAUCAGAAUACCUUCUGAAUACAUAGAUGUAAAUGUUCAUCCCAGUAAAAAAGAAGUACUUUUAGAUUAUGAAGAUGAAUUAUUAAAUGUUCUUGGUGUUAUCUUGGAAAUGGGACUUAAUGAACCUAAAGAGACUUAUAAAGGAGGAAUAAGUAACAGCAAUGUAUACGAAUCAAAUAUAAUUUACAAAGAAUAUAAUACACUUUUAGACUGCUUGCCUAGUCAGACAACGUGUGAAUACAAAUUAUUAAGCAUACAAAAAUUGAAGAAUGAAAUAGUAGAAAUUGAUAAAUCUUUUAUACAAGAUCUUGUAUAUGUAGGUACAGCAAACAUUCCAGAUAUAAAUUUACUAGUGCAAUAUAAUCAAUAUUUAAUGAAAUGUAAUUUGACAUCACUGAUUCCACAUUUAAUUUAUCAUUUUUUUCUAUUUAAUUUUGGCAAUUUUACUUAUUCGUCGUGUUGCAUAAAAAGUAAAAUAAAAGAUGACACAUUAAAAAAAAUGUUACAAGAAUAUUUUAAGAUUGAAAUAGAUGACAAUAAUAAUUUUAUACAUGUUCCUAACAUCGGUGAUUAUAUCGGUGAUGUAAAAGAAUGGGAAAAUUUCAAUAUUGAAAAUAAAAUCGAAGAAAAAGUAUUUAGAGAAAUUUUUUCGAAGUUGUGUAAAAUCUACCGAAACUUAGAACUUAAUAGACAAUCUUUUUCGACUCUAAAAAAAUAUCUAAAAUGUACGAAAGAUGUUUUACAAACAUUCACGAAGCUUAAGAGUUUGAAAGACUUAUAUAAGUGCUUUGAAAGGUGUUAA